Messenger RNA from Talaromyces stipitatus ATCC 10500, 333 nucleotides. RefSeq lists its product as uncharacterized. Bases 1 to 333 code for a protein of 110 amino acids. The transcript has 2 exons. The record is from RefSeq and is a predicted model, not a curated record. Lineage: Eukaryota; Fungi; Ascomycota; Eurotiomycetes; Eurotiales; Trichocomaceae.
AUGUAUACAGCUGUAAGCACUUGGCCUGAUGUCGCUUCUGCCGUCUCACAGCUUACACAGUUCUUAUUAAAUUUAGGUCCUGAACACCAUAAUGCUGCUGACAAAGUGUUAUGCUAUCUCGAACGCCAUCGUGCGUAUGCUCUGAGGCUUGGAGGAGGUAGAGAUUUCUCAGUAUCAACAGAUACCUCCUUCACAGAUAAUACACUUGACCGCAAGAGUUCUCAAGCAUAUAUCAUGACUCUUUUCGGAGGAACAAUAGUAAUAACUUCAACUACAGAAGCCAAAUUGUUAGCUCUCGCUCAGGGGGUGAAAGAAGGUAAAUAUGUGCUUUGA